Messenger RNA from Nicotiana attenuata, 690 nucleotides. Its product is annotated as isocitrate dehydrogenase [NADP]-like. Gene Ontology annotation, cellular component: mitochondrion. Gene Ontology annotation, molecular function: isocitrate dehydrogenase (NADP+) activity. Gene Ontology annotation, biological process: isocitrate metabolic process. The transcript has 10 exons. Bases 1 to 690 code for a protein of 229 amino acids. Lineage: Eukaryota; Viridiplantae; Streptophyta; Magnoliopsida; Solanales; Solanaceae. The record is from RefSeq and is a predicted model, not a curated record.
AUGAAGGAUAGAUCUGGCCAAGCGUCACUUGGGGAAGGGAUCAAAUGUUCAACCAUUACUCUAGAUGAGGCACGCAUGAAGGAGUUCGAUUUGAAAUAUAUGUGGAGGAGCCCAAAUGGAACAAUUAGGAACAUUCUAAAUGGCACGGUCUUUAGAGAGCCAAUUCUCUGCAAAAACAUACUCCGACUUGUCCCAGGUUGGUCUAAACAGAUAUGCAUUGGUAGACAUGCUUUUGGAGAUCAAUAUCGAGCAACUGAUACAGUUAUUCAAGGAGCUGGAAAACUCAAACUAGUUUUCGUACCGGAAGGGAAGGAUGAGAAGACCGAGUUAGCAGUUUAUAACUUUACGGGUGCUGGUGGAGUAGCUCUAUCCAUGUAUAACACAGACGAGUCCAUUCGCUCAUUUGCUGAAGCUUCAAUGAACAUGGCAUUACAAAAGAAAUGGCCUCUCUAUCUUAGUACAAAGAAUACCAUCCUUAAGAAGUAUGAUGGGAGGUUCAAGGACAUAUUUCAAGAGGUUUAUGAAGCAAAUUGGAAGUCAAAGUUUGAGGAAGCAAGAAUCUGGUUUGAACACCGUCUUAUCAAUGAUAUGGUUGCUUAUGCUUUAAAAAGUGAAGGUGGUUACGUAUGCGCUUGCAAGAACUACGAUGGUGAUGUACAGAGUGAUUUCCUAGUGCAAGGCUCUCUAUAG